AUGGCUUCCGACGAGGACAGAUUACGAGCUAAAGUGGCCAACCUCAACGCGUCUCUCGAUGAGCUCGAGAUGCAACUUGAACCGCUAUUCACCAAGAGCCUUGCCGAGACCCUUGUGGCCCUCGAAACCAUUCAGCAGGCCAAAUUGCAAGUGGUUCUGCCGUAUGUACUAUAUGAUCUUGUAUUCGUAUACCUGAAAACACGUGGAAUCGAUCCCAGGACUCACCCUGUCAUCGCUGAACUGGACCGCGUCCGCCAAUACUUUGACAAAAUAAAACAUGCAGAAGAAUCUGAAGAGAAAAGCAAGCUCGGUAUCGACAAAGCAGCCGCUGGCAGGUUUAUUAAACACGCCAUCGCCCAAGCAAAGCUCGUAAAACCGGUGGAAGAAUCAAGUAAUAAUGCAUCACCUGGACCUGCUACUACCAGCGAGCGCGUUCCAGUCAAAAUCACCAGCAAAAUGGCGGAGCGCGCAGAGUAUGAGAAGAACUUGGAGGAAUUGGGCAGUGAAGAAGAAGAGGACCUCGAAGUAUUUGAUGAGGCUGAGGUGGAACGUGACGAGGACGCGAUGGAAGACGAGGUGCUAUCGCCCCAGGACAAGGGGAAAUCACGAAUGGUUGAAAACGAAGUCCCAGAACGUGGAGAACAGCUAGGUGGUAGGCGCAAACGACCACGGAUAGAUCCUUUCACAGGUAGUCUUGAUGUUUUCCUCUUUUGUAGUCCAAAACUCACCCAUCCACAGGAUAUGGGGAUGUCAAUUCUUCAAAGUCCGAGAAACAGAAAAAGAAGUCACCCGCAUCAUCUGCCUUAUCUAGCACCACCUCGGCUGCUCAGACACCAGAUCAGUCAGGACAAAGUACUCUAUCGGCACCCGACGAAGGGCAACAAAGAAAAGCAGCAAAGAAAGUCAGACGAAAGGAGAAGAAGCUGCUAA
Messenger RNA from Suillus paluster, 930 nucleotides. RefSeq names its product Sas10/Utp3/C1D family-domain-containing protein. Gene Ontology annotation, biological process: maturation of 5.8S rRNA; regulation of gene expression. Lineage: Eukaryota; Fungi; Basidiomycota; Agaricomycetes; Boletales; Suillaceae. The transcript is spliced from 4 exons. Bases 1 to 930 code for a protein of 309 amino acids. The record is from RefSeq and is a predicted model, not a curated record. Gene Ontology annotation, cellular component: nucleolus; exosome (RNase complex). Gene Ontology annotation, molecular function: RNA binding; DNA binding.